This is a messenger RNA of Eurytemora carolleeae, 11250 nucleotides long. RefSeq lists its product as uncharacterized. Gene Ontology annotation, molecular function: protein binding; DNA binding; zinc ion binding. Gene Ontology annotation, cellular component: nucleus; histone methyltransferase complex. The transcript is spliced from 42 exons. The record is from RefSeq and is a predicted model, not a curated record. The coding region runs from base 74 to 10831 and encodes 3585 amino acids. NCBI's taxonomy places the organism in Eukaryota, Metazoa, Arthropoda, Copepoda, Calanoida, Temoridae. Gene Ontology annotation, biological process: positive regulation of DNA-templated transcription.
GUCCCCAGUCAAAUUGCGGGAGCUCUCCCUCAGAGUCCAGCUUUGUGUGUGUGUGAAUCUUUUGUGAGCCAAGAUGGCGCGGUUUCAUUUCCCGGCAAAACCUGGGAAGUUUUCUAUCAGAAAACCUCGAAUUUCCACCAGGAAACUUAAUUUCAAUAGUGACAAAUUAUUGGUGGCGGAAAAGACUGAAAGAUUCCUUGCAGAUUUUUAUAAUUUAGUCGGGGACUCAGAUGAAGAAGAGGUUGGGUUCAAUGGAUUUACAGAGGAAGCUGUUGAGGUUGCUCAGCAGACCUUUAAACUAUUAGAAGAGGAAGGAAACACUCUCAGGGAGGAGCUAUGGCUGGCUAAAGGAGUAAAGUUGGAUAGAAAAGAUCGAGAAAUUAUAAAACAAAAUGCAAAUAAGAACUCUGGUUCGGAGUGGCGGAGGAAAACGAUUGAAUUCUCCACGGAAAGCUCUGGAAGCUCCGGGGCGGGAGCUUUAUCCGCUCCGGAGUCAGAGCUUCUCCAGGAGAACAAGACAGGGAGCUCGGAGAUGAGCACUUGCUCCGAACAGGAAAAUGGCUGGGUAGAGGAAAACCCCGGCAUGGUCGGGGGCAGGCGGAGCCUUCCAACUCCCGCAAGUGAUCCUAAUUUAUUAGUUGAGGGUAAGAGGAUCCGGAAACCAUCAUCCAAACUACAGACUAAACAACCCACUCUCAACCCGACAAACUUUGACACCACCAGCCUCACACCGGACCUCAAGGUGAAGGACACAAAGGAGAAAAAAGGUCGUGCUAUGAGUUCAUCGUCCGACGCGGAAUCCCUCUUCAAGUCGGUACAGGAGUAUACUGCAGCUAUAACCGGCGGUAAAACUGACGGAUCUGGUAAAAUUAAACAAAUUCAGCAAAUCCUACAGAGUCAGUGGAUAUCUAGGAUAAAGGGAAUCAAAAACAAAGAAAGAAAUGUUGAGACAGGAAUAUCUAAACCUGAAGCAACUCAUAAACCCUCUCCUGCUCAAUCUGAACCUAGUUCUAGCUCGGCUAAACCUAAACCUCUGCUUAGAGAACCUGUUCUUAGUGUUAAACCUCUACAUCUUUUCUCCCAGGAGUGGGUUGACAAGCUCAGGGGUAGGAAAGGAAGACAAGAACUCAGUCGGACAAUUCAGCAGUUCAUCUCCAAAAAGAACUCAAGGGACAAGUUUUCCAACUUGAGAAUUCUACUUUGUAAUGGAGAAUUUGUCAAUCCAGUUGGGUGUGCCCUAGUAGAGGAUGAAGAGGAUGAUUAUGGAAUAGUUGUAUGUGGUGUAUGUGGAACUCUUACACCAGCACAGACGUUAUCUUCAUCCCUGAUAGAGAACACCUACCUGUGUACCUUGUGCUGUAAGUUCUCGACGAGGAUCCUCUCAUCCAACCAGAACAAACCUGUUUGUAAAUCAGGAGAAUUCUCCUGUACUCUAGGAGACAAGGCGGAAAGAAACUGUUCUGCCUGCUGGCUCCGCCUCACUUGCUCUAUUCUGGGCGGAAAAAAUAAAUCUGAGAAUUGGGUAAAACUGUGCAAACAGUUCUCAAACCUGAAUUUCGUUGUUAACCAAAAUGCCGGCAAGAAGCUGAAUCUGGACAGGGAUGAUCCUGUCUUCUCUAUCCUUUCUGGGUCGGAGACAUGCUCAGAGAUAUCUGUCAAAUCUACAAACAAAUAUUCAACCCCUCAUCCUGUAAUAAAUUCAUCGGAAAACAAUCCCCCAGCAAUGGUUAAAAGAUUACCUAGACGGACGGAAAUGGUUCUAAACCUUGCUGGAGGUUGGAGAAAGAAAAUUUAUAAAUCUCGGAAACGUUGGUCCGUUCUUCUCCUGGCUCCAGACUCUACUGUUUUAAGGGAUGAUGGAGAACUAACUAAAUAUCUACGGCUGAAGAAGAUGAAGAAGAACGAGAAUGUUCUCAACUUUCAUCUACCUCCGCUAACAGAACAGGUUGUUGAGCAGAUAAAAGAGGCGAAAUGUGCUGCUAAAAUACAAUCGAGCAGCUCCAGUUCUAAGGAUAUUGAGACAAGCAGCUUAGUUAGCAGCACUUCAGCGACUUCUUGGAGCAGCACCAGCAAUAGUUCAGCUAAACGGCAAAGCAGACCUCCGCCAAGGUUCCAGGAGUUUCAAGUUAGUCUACUCAAUAUGGAUUCUAGACCAGUAGACUUCACACUAGAGAAACAUGAAUCAGAAUCCUUCAAAGAGUUUCUCCUGAGUAAAGAAUCUCCGGUUAAAUCCGAAAUCGUGAUCUCUAAAUCUACCUCUAACAAAUCAAAGAAAACUUCUCAAAUACUUAAAAUAGCUUCCGAACCCCAAGUGGACACAAACGCAACCUCAAUAAAAGCUAAUCCCAAAACAAAUCAAGCUGGCAUUAAUGAUGAAGAAAAGGCAACAGAUUUUACCGUUAAAAAUACCGAUAAUAUGGCAAAGUUUGCCAAAUCUAAAACCGGAAAGAAAUCUAAGGAAGUUGAAACCACCACUAACCUGAAGAUACAAGCCAUAGAUGAACAGACGAAUAAUGAUAACGAAGUUUUUAAGUCUAAUGAGAUAAGAGUCUCGAAGAGAACCAGUAAACCUCCAAAAAAUCUUGAAGAUUUUGAAACUCUUCUUAAAACGACCAAUGUCAAACCAGAGGAGGCUGCCAACGUGGAAAUUGUAUGCGUGAAAGAUACAGUACAACCUGAAAUUCAAUCGGACACUAAAUCUGAUCCUACAUCUCAAAUAAUUACACCUGCAUGUUCAGUUAUUUCUGACCCUGAAAGUCGAAGCUCGAAAAGGGAGCACAAGACUCCGAAGAAGCUGAACGGAUUUGUUUUAAAUCCUGUUCGAGAAGAACUCUUGGAGUCAAAUUCUAUUUCAAGCGUGAAAGUAUCCCCCUUAAAAACACUGACCCUGAAGCAAAACCCGGACUUAGAUAUUUGUGCAAGUAGGCCGUACCAAAAAUCCAUGAGUAGAAAGAAAAAGAAACUACUGAAAACUCUAGUAAAAUCUCCAAUUCUUGGCGAGAAAUCUCCAGAAAGUGUCGGGAAAAGCUCUGACAAGGAGAAUUCAGAUAUCCCAGCAAUCCCUAUCCCUGUUGAACCAAAAGCAGACAUAAAAAUGCUCACAUUAAAAAGUCUAGACGAUUCUGAAAGUAAUCCUUCUACAAAUCUUUUGAAACGUAAGAGAGGUCGCCCAUCUUUACAGGAUUCUGAGCGAAAUAUUAAAAUUCUAAAAGCUGACCCCUCCGCGUCCUCUUCCAUUCCUGCUAAUCAAGGAAAAGACAAGAAAGCGAAUAGUUCUUCACGUUGGGUUAGUGGACAAUUUAUAUGUGAGGUGUGCAGUAAAGAUUGUGGAUACAGACAGAACCUUUAUUGUCACAUGAAGCAGCAUGAGAAGUUUGGAGAGACCCUUAUAAAAACUAAAUCUCUUCCGAGAGGAAGGGUUAUCAAGUAUAAACCAGUUUCAGUUACUCCUACUAGCUCAGGAGCUCAGCCUCUUAUUAUUGCAAGGAAAAAGAGUGUUGUCAUCGAACCUGAUGAAAUUAUAACGGAUACUCACAAAGUAAUUAAAGAAGACGUGCCAGAAGUUAAGAUAGAAGAAACAAAAACUAAAUGGAGAGAUGGAAUACAACCUACUCAGUGGAAGUUUGAUAUUUAUAUCUGUGAUGUUUGCAAGAAGGAUUGCGGAUACAGUACAAAUCUAGCCAUACACAGGAAACGAAGUCAUGGUAUAUUAGAGAGGCAGGAACUCCUAGGUCCAAACUUUGAUGUUCCCAGAGCUGCCUAUGUAUGCAGGCGACAGAGUGCCAAAAGUGACGAAUUGACGACUCCGAAGGUUUUGAAAUCCCGAUUUAUUAACAGAACAGGAAGACGAGUGAAGUUGGUAGGAUGCAAGAAAUGCAUUAAUUGUCGGAAACCAGACUGCGGCACGUGCAGAUUUUGUUUGGAUAAAAAGAAGUUUGGUGGUCCUGCGAUUGUCAACAAAAGAUGUGCGGAUCGUAGAUGUGAGACACCUCGAGUUCAGAGUAUUCCUACUGUACCACCUCCUGUAUCCUUGCCGGCUCCUGUCGUCAUACCAUCUCCUGUAUCCUUAUCAACUCCUAAUUAUUCCAGUACGGGGAUUAAGGCUAUGGGAUGUAAGGUUUGUGAGGGGUGUACUAGGAAGGAGUGUGGACAUUGUAAAUUCUGUUUAGACAAGCGAAAGUUUGGCGGAAAAUCGAUUCACAAAAAACGAUGCAUUUAUCGUGUUUGUGUUCUCCGCUCUCGGGCUUCCGGCUCAACCACACUCCGCCAUCCUUCAUCUCCUUUCUCCGGUUUACCAGAUAAUCUCAGUGAUAUUUCCGCCUCAGAUGAAUCGGAAGAUUCCCGAUCUGCGUCUCCGGUUCUAGGCGGAGAAAGUUUAGAGGAUUUUGUGGAGAAGGGACUAACCUUAUCCCCACUUAAGAACUUUAACAGCUCAAACAUGAAGGAUGAUUAUCUUGCUUCUAAAAAUCUUCAAGAAAUCCUCGUAGCCAGUUCUGUUAUAUCUCCCGAAAACUGUGAGAUAUCCGUUGAUUACACAGAAGAGUUUAACCCUCUGAUAAACAAUGUUGAAGGACAGGGUGUUAUUCUGAGCAGUAGUCUAAGUGUUAACCUGUGCUACCAAUGUGGGUCAGCAGGGCUUGAGAAGAUGAUAAUUUGUAUCUCAUGUUGUGAACCAGUUCAUCCCUUCUGUCUAGCAGAGGAUGAGAUGCUGAGAAUGAAUGAGGAUAGAUGGGUUUGUUCCCGAUGUAUUCGUUGCAAAGUUUGCGGUCAACUCAAACCAGAGAACUGUGAAGAGACAAAACUUAGGAAGAUCUGCUGUAGCUGUGGAGAUAUGUACCAUCUGAUCUGUAUAAAGGAGAAGGAGGGUAGGAAGGAGAAGGAUUGGAUGUGUGGAUCAUGUUUAAAAUGUUCAAGUUGUGGAGUUGCCAAUGUGAAAACUUACUCCAAGGGAGAUGUACUGUGUACUGAGUGUAGAGCAGCAAAGCUCCGUGGCAGUUACUGUCCUAUCUGUGAACAAUGUUACGAUGACAACGAUUACGAGCUAGCCAUGAUGGAGUGUGGAAAAUGUGGAGGAUGGAUUCAUGCCAAGUGUGAGGGAUUGGACGGAGAACAAUACCAAGUUCUCUCCUUACUCCCUGAUACUGUAGAAUAUAUUUGCAGAUUGUGCAACAAUGCUGCACAUCCCUCUUGGCUUGAGGCUGUUAAUAAUGAUAUUCUGAACAAACAGAAUACAAUUAUUGAGAAUCUGCUACAGCACAAGUACGCUAAAUACUUUAUGAUUUCCAACGCACAAAAGCGUUGUCGCACAACUUCGGACCCUCCUGGUGCUAUUCAUCUAUCCAACUCUAGAAAACUAGAAAAACAAACUACAAGUCCUGAUAAGACAAGUUUUCAAGGACAAAAAGAGGCGAAUGAAUUGUCCUGUUCAAUAGAAGUCGACAUUCUUAGUUCCGACGAUUCUAUUCAUUGGAAAACGGAUGAAAGUUUGCCUGAUUCUGUCGUGACUGUGUCUGCUCCUAGUGUUAGUUCUGAUAUUCUGCAGAAUAUUUUAGAAAAUAUUCAACCAGAAUAUACAAGAAACUGUUGUGUUUGUCUGGAGAAAGUUGAUCACAGCUGGUUGGGACCAAUUCAUCUAAACCAAUCUCCAGAUAUUAAACUAAACAAAGCAGAUCACAAACCUCUAGUUACCUUUCCUAGUCCUACUUAUAGACUGCCUUCUAACCAUAUCCAAAACACAGUUAUAAGUGACCUUAAUACUAGCCUUGUUGACGAUGUUGAUGAUGACGAUGAUGAGGAUAAUAAUGUGUAUGAUCUAGUGGAACUUCAGCAGAAGAUUAAGACCGGACGGAUUGACUCCGUGUUGAGUUUAUAUCUGCAUCUCGUAAACCUUUUGGAAACAAAGAGAAUCAAGAACUGUAUACGCAGCGAAUUCGAUAGAUUAGUUAGAUCUGAGUUCUCCUGGUUUAACCCUGAACAACCAGCUGAGAACUGGUUGCUCUGGCAACCUGGAGAGAAUUCUUCAGAAAGAUUUUAUUCUGUCAGGAACCCCUAUCCUGAGCAUAGCUACAGUCAAGGAAAGGUAGAGAAGAGGGUUGAAGUUACUCUUCAAGAUAUUAAAAAAAUAACUCAAGAGAAGAACUCUGCGCCUGAAUCUGUGAAAUCCAACCCUAAAUCUGACACUGUGAUUGAUUGUGAUGAAAGGAAAUGUUUAUUAUGUGGAAGGGUUGGUGAUAUAGAAGAGAAGUCGGCUGGUCGUCUUCUAUACUACAGGUACAAUGAGUGGGUACAUGUAAACUGUGCGCUCUGGAGUUCUGAAGUAUAUGAGACUGUUGACGGUUCCUUACAAAAUAUUCCUCAGGUUGUAUCUCGAGCUCGAACCCUUGUCUGUUCAUGGUGCGGUAGCAGAGGUGCAGCAGUAGGAUGCUGUCAUGCAAACUGUAGUAGUAACUAUCAUUUCAUCUGUGGACUUGAAGCCCAGGCUGACUACAAGACAGAUAAAACUAUUUACUGCUUGAAGCACGCUCAGAAGUACGCCAGUAAAGAAAACAACGCGGACUUUAGGAUGCUCCGCCGUGUGUUUGUGGAUAGAGAGGCGGAGGAGGGGCGGAAGAAAUGUAAACCAGUGGAUUUCAGGAACCUAAAAUUUGUCCUGGGUGGAGUUAGUAUUGAUAGUUUAGGAACUAUUGUCGAGGAAUCCGGCUCUAAUCAGGCAUUGGUUCCUGUUGGGCUGACAGCUAGGAAAUCAUUCUGGUCUGUACUAAACCCUACACAGCUUACAACGUAUACUUGCACUACAAGGCUGGUUGGUCCUGCUUCACAGCAAGAGGAUUUGGAACCUUUGGUUAUAGACCAUUCAAAGUCAUCGGAGGAGACGGUUAAGAAACUGAUCUUCGAGUUCCAGGGUAGAGUGGAGGAACUCAAUUCAAGGCUCCGACCUAUCCCUGAGUACGACGAGGGUUGUAUAAUACCUCCUGGAGCUGUAGAAGACCUGUGGCCAGGUUUAGAUAUUGAACAACUUCAUUAUCCAUGUUCUCAUAGCUCAGGAGUAGAGAAUAAAGUUUCUGAACCCUCGUCAGAAGUGAAAACUCCUCUCAGCUCCGUAUCUCGUAGAACUAGUAGUCUAACCCCUUCACCAACUCACAGGAAGUUUAACCGUGCUGUCAUAGGAUUCAGAACUCCCAAAAAGGUUCCUGAUGAUCUUGACAUGUUCGAUCUUGAGCUUGAAACAGACGAUCAAUUAGUUAAUGAUAUAUUACUCUCAAGUGAUCUGUCUGGCGAUCUUGAUGAUUUUAAGCAUGACAACUCUUCUACUGGGAAACGGGAAGUAUUCGAACUUAAGUCUUGGUUCAAUGCCAACAAGAGAUGCAAAGUACGGGAGAUUAUUACUCAGACCUCGGCCUCGUAUGACGGGGUCCAACUAGCCUCAGACAAUGUUUAUACCAAUCUCAAGCCACCAUCUCCUGACAGGAUGAGUAUUAAGAGAAAAUAUGAAUGUAUUGAUGAACCCUGCUCUAGGAUUGAUUUGACCAGGGAAAGUUUUCAGUAUUUAACCAGUCUCCAGGACCAAGCCAUUCUGCAGGGAUUCGGCGAACCUUCCAGAUAUCUGGAUGAAAGUACGGAAUCUCAAGAUUUAAUUAGAUUUUUUAACAAGAAAUUGGAAGAUGUUAAGAAACCAGUGUUAGAUAGUAACAGUUCAUUAAAGAUUAUAGAAAGCACAAAUGAGGAGGAAGUUAUGAAUGCAUCAAGAAUUCUUCAAUUUGACGGAGCGGCAGAUGAUAGUGAUGAAGAUAUGAAACCGGAGAUUAAACAAGAAUCCCUUCCUAUUGAAAUUAAAGCCGAGGAAAUGAAGCAGGAGCCUGGUCCUAGUUUUCAUAAAUCUCGGAUAGUUCAGAAACCAAGAGCUCCAAUCCCAACUAAUCUGGACAGAGAGACUGCGUCAGUUGAAAGUGUUUCCUCAGCAGAAUGUGCUAGUCGACCAAGUACUGCGGGUUGCAGUAGCACCAGGGGGGAAACACCGUUUAACCCAACCACUACUAGUACUCCCAUCACGGAGCUAGAGGGAGAUAUAUCUGGAGGUAUUGAUACAUCAGUUCUAUGCCAGGACUGCGGGAACACAUAUGUUGAUAAACAGUAUUAUGAGGCACAUCUAUCAAACUGCGCAAAGGUUGAGGAGAUUAAAGAGGAGAUGGAUGAUAAAAAAAAACUGAACUUAUCCUUACAUUCUGACGGUUCUCCUAGAAAGGAUUUCAGUAUUCAUGGUUUACUCUCUUCGGAGUCUGGUGAGCAGUUGGUGACUAAGGUUGAAGAGAAGGAAGAGGAGAUCAUGAUUAUCAGUGAGAAUAUUAUCAAGAAGCCGGACAAGGUGUUCCGACAACCCAAAUCAAGGGAUAAAAGACAUGGUUCUCGACAAGCUCAUCAUCAACAGCCCCCUGCGGUUGGUUCAGUACAGUAUAUGGGAGGACAACAUCUCCAUGGUGUAUCAGGAGUACCAUCUUUAGCACAAUUUGGGAAUACAUUACUUCAGUAUGGAGGAUAUCAAUAUGGUCUACAACCCUCUAUUAUUCAAUCUAGUGUACUCACGCCUGCUCUAGUACAACCAGUACAACAGCUUGGUGGAUACAUUGCAGUUCCCAGUGUACAACCUCUUACCCAGACAAUAUUUUACAAUAAUAUGCAGUACAAUGUUGGUAUGCAGGGGCAGGUUUUACAACAGCCUGGUAUGAUUUCUAAUCCUGCAUUUGUCUCUGCUUCCCAAUCCAUGGGAUCCGGCUUGUACCAGACCCUUCCUAUCACCAGUUCUAUGUACACUAAUGUACAGCCCAGUCUAUAUUCUAGUGUUCAACAAAAUUCAUUAUUCUCCGGUGUACAGCCUACUUCUAUGUACUCCAAUGUACAGCCAACGUCUGUCUACUCUACUGUACAACCAGCCACUUCCAUUCAUUCUAGUGCCGCUACUAGCUCUCAUGUUUACUCCAAUAUUCAGUUUAAACAAGAGUCAGUCCCAACUCCUCAACCUAUUCUACAGAAACCAGAGCCUAAUACCAUCUAUCCUCCUCCUAAGAAAAUAGCCCGGGUUCAACCUACUCCUCAUGUUGUUCGUCCUAUUCCCACUAAACCAACCUCUGCUCCGCAUAGAUUCCCACCUCCAUCUCACACUCCCAUAUCAAGCUUUAGCGAUGGACUGUCCGGUAGCAGAACUACUCCAACUCCACCCCCAGCCAAACAUUCUAUUCUCGCCAGACCUAAACUAGAUCCAAUGAAAGCCCUGACGUCUCUUUCUAAAAAUCCUUUAAAUGAUAAACCUACCGACCUUUCUAAACCUAAAGCAACUGGGAGUGUUCUUGAUCUUUCUCUAUCCCGACCUAGCUCUGCUUCAAGGCCAGGAUCAGCCGCAUCAAGACCUAACUCCGUAGAAAUCAUCCCUAGUCAAAGUGUGAUUACUACUUCAGAUAAUAUUGUAAAUGUUGAGGAUGAGGAUGAGACAGAUGAGUAUGAUUAUCCGUCCAGUCCUGAACCUAACCUAAAUAUCAAGUACGAGGGUGGGAUCAAUGUAACCACUAAACCAUCCAAAACUAACAGUAUCAAGAUUGUGCUUCAACGUGAGAACUCGGAGGAAGAUUACAAUAUACGAGAGGUGAUGAUCAAAGAUGGGAGUCAGGCAAGCUCGGAUACCAUUGGUCCAAAAUCUGCCCUACAAGCACUGAAGAUCAAGGCACGGAUAUCUAGGAAAAUGAAAUCCAAAACUGAAGCAUUCACCGUUCCGUUAGAUGCAUACGGACAUGCCUAUCCUUCACGAGAAACCUUCAUCAACGAAUUAGAAGUUGGAGACGACCAGCAGGAAUCAGGAAACCAAAUUUCUAAACAGAAAAAUGUAGAUUUAAAAUCCUUGAACCCUGAUCAACCGAGGAUAUUGUUUGAUCUCAGCUCCGCUGACGGUGGUUUCCAUGCCUCUGGAAGUGAUAUAACUGUUCUUUGGAAGAAAGUGUACGACGCUGUGUCUCACACUCGCUCUGGACUUAAAACGUCCCAGUUGCCAUCUUCUCUAGGUCCCACCGGAGAACAGAUGUUAGGUUUGACCCAUUCCGCUCUUCGUUAUCUCCUUGAACAGUUCCCUGGGGCACGGCGAACCUCCAAGUACGAAUGGAAGCACUUUGAGCCUGAACCGGUAGCCGAAGUUAAGAUGAAUCCGACCGGUUGCGCUCGAUCUCAACCCUACACUGGUCGGUCAGCUACUGAUAUGUUUAAAUGGUUGGCGAGCAGACACCGUAAGAAACCGCAUCCUAAUGUUGGAGUUAUUGUUCCUCCAGAAGUUGCCAAUGAUCCCAGUAUGCAGGUUGCUAGCGGGAGAAGAGCGACUAGUCUAGAUCUACCGAUGGCUAUGAGAUACAGACAUCUAGCCAAGACUGCCCGUGAGGCGGUGGGAGUAUACGCUAGUAAUAUCCACGGGAUAGGACUGUUCUGUAAACGUGAGAUAUCUGCUGGGGAGAUGGUUAUAGAAUAUGCAGGAGAGAAGAUUAGAGCAAUACUUACUGAUUAUAGAGAACGCUACUAUGAGAGCAAGGGAAUUGGCUGCUAUAUGUUCCGAGUUGACGAUGAUCUUGUGGUUGAUGCAACAGUUAAAGGAAAUGCUGCCAGGUUUAUAAAUCAUGCUUGUGAACCUAACUGUUACAGUAAAAUCUGUGAUAUUCUAGGGAAGAAACAUAUCAUCAUUUUCUCAUUACGAAAAAUAUUGCCUGGGGAGGAGUUGACCUACGACUACAAGUUUCCUAUCGAAGAUGUCAAGAUUAAAUGCUAUUGCGGAGCUAGAAAAUGUAAAAAGUUUAUGAACUAAAACAUCAUACUUGCUCAAACACCCUGUAUUGAAAAAUAUGAACUUAAUCCGAAUCCUAGUUCAUUAAGUACCCCUGAUCGUAUCUUACAUUAAAUACUCCUUUCUUACAUUGAGAGAUAUUUCAAUCUUUAUUUUAUAUCUAUUUUGUUUAUUUUAUUUGUACCCUGAUUGAAUUAUACAUUUUUUUAGCAUUGCAGUUAUAACAUCCUUUUAUAUCGUAUGACAUUAAUUAAACCUGUUGUUUUGUGAUAUUUUACAUUUAUUAUUACUAGACUGGGUUGAUUUGAUUUGUUAGGUUACCUGCUGACAUUAUUUAAAAAUACGAACUCUACUGCCAUAUCAUACCCUGAACCAUAAAUAUACUUAUUCUUAGUUACUUUAUAAUGUUUUGUUAAAAUAUAUAUUUACUUGCUAGAUAA